AUGCCUCAAGUCUACACAACAGAUCACUCAACCUCAGUGCUGCGCACGCACAGCUGGCGCACAGUCUCCAACUCCGCGCCAUACCUCCUCCCACACCUAAAACCAGACAUGAAAAUCCUAGAUGUAGGCUGCGGACCUGGCUCAAUCACAAUUUCCCUCGCAAAACUGGUCCCAUCUGGACAUGUCACAGGCGUGGAAUACGUGCCCGAUCCACUAGAAGGUGCGCGUGCCCUUGCGCAAGCCGAAGGCGUGUCGAACAUUACGUUCCAAGAAGGAAACAUCCACGCCCUGCCAUUCGAGGACAAUACCUUCGACGUGGUACAUGCGCACCAAGUUCUGCAACAUAUUGCGGAUCCAGUUCACGCGCUAAAGGAAAUGCGGCGAGUCGCUAAGGACGGCGGCAUUGUUGCAUGUCGCGAGUCGGCGGAGUUGAGCUGGUAUCCUGAGUCUGUGGGGAUUGCCAAGUGGCGCGAGGUUACGGAGCGCAUGCAACUUGCUAAAGGUGGCAAUCCGCAUCCUGGGAGGAUGAUUCAUGUUUGGGCGCGAGAGGCUGGGUUUGACAGUAGGAGAGUGAAGAGGAGUGCGGGGGCUUGGUGUUUUGGGGGUGAUGAGGAGAGGGCGUAUUGGGGUGGGUCUAUGGAGGAGAGGGCUAGAUCUUCUGGGUUUGCGAAGAAUGUUGUUGAGGAGGGCUUUGCAGAGCCGGAGGAUUUAGAAGUUAUUGCAGCGGGGUGGAGGCAGUUUGUGGAAGAUGAAGAUGCCUGGUUUGGUUUGUUGCACGGGGAGAUGUUGUGUUGGAAGUAA
Penicillium samsonianum is the source of this 801-nucleotide messenger RNA. Its product is annotated as class I SAM-dependent methyltransferase. The transcript has a single exon. The record is from RefSeq and is a predicted model, not a curated record. Gene Ontology annotation, molecular function: methyltransferase activity. NCBI's taxonomy places the organism in Eukaryota, Fungi, Ascomycota, Eurotiomycetes, Eurotiales, Aspergillaceae. The coding region runs from base 1 to 801 and encodes 266 amino acids.